AUGGAUGACCCAACAUUCAUGCUCUUGCAACUGCAAGAGAAUCUACAGUUCAUGAGGAUUGGCGCGCAUGUCCUCUCCUGCGUUACUCACGAUCAGAACGGAAAGCCUUACUGGACUUAUGUUCUUCUCACUUACGACAACUAUGGAAAUGUCCAAGACUACCAUGACCCCCUUGACGGACGUGCUGAAUGGUCUGACAACCCCCUGGAAGCGCUCAAACAGCUGCAUCUGAGAGUGGCUGAGUUUGUCACGAAGAGACUGACCCAUAACUGUUAUCCUCGCCUGAGAACGUUGGCCCAGCAGCGCCAUGAUGAGGAAGUUGAAGANCGAUUCUCCAGGCACGAGCCAUCACACUACCACAAGACCCCAUCGACCGCCACCUGCUACUUCUUCGUCUGCUCCGCAGCCCUCGUCAGANNACACCUCAAGUCGAAACUCUCUGAUGAUCCCCCAUCAUAUCAAACCCGGGCAUCGACUCAAGCUCGACGCUCUCGAACCUCCCCAGAAACGUUGUCUUCCGGUACCAGGAACGAGCUUCGCAAGACGCAAGGACUUGAGAAUGGACAAACAGUGCAUCUUCAGAAGCUGGGUCCCGCCCAUUUCCCUCAACCUUCUCCCGCGCUGGGCUCGGAAGCCUGGUCGUUCGAAGACACGAACUCGCACGCCAAAUCUACUAGAAUCCCCAAGGAUCCCGCCAACUUGGACCCACGAUUCUUUCGAGAAGACGAAGCAUUGGCUCAACUUGAUCGUAAUCAGUCAACCCGGAAGCACUUCUCUAAUGCUGGACUGGGUGUGAAGUCUUCAGUCUCUGAAAAGACAAAGCCGAUACAUCAGACCUCCAAUGUCAAUGCUUUCUCCAUUCCCUCAUACUCAAGACCCCAGCCACAGCAAGUCCGCGCAAGAACCGAUCUCUCAGGAGUCACACCAGGAAGCAAUGCGGUCCAAACUAACGCUCAAACCAGUAAACCUUAUCUCUCGAGCGCUGCAGAUGCCAAUCCUACAUCAACCAGUAGCGGUAUGCACGGCCUGCGCGUUCAAUCAGGCUCCAGCGUUCACCGUCCAGUGGACAUGGACACACUUCCACAACCGCUGCGCUCCAAUCCUCCCUUCCCAGGCAACUUCGUCACAGUUGUGAUGAACCCAGAGACCUUGACAGAUUUCGAAGAAUUCAGACGCGAUCGCGGAUCCAUCGACCCACUCACCCGUAUUUCACAAGAAGUAGCCUCAUUCUUCAACUCUGCUACCCAUGCCGCUGAUGAGGGCUUAGCUUCACUGGCCACAGAUCUUGCCAAGAGGUCUCCUAGCCAUGCUACUCUGCCGUCCUCUCCUGCUUCCGAUGAAACGGUUACUACAUACCCUGUGCAUCGUCAUCGUAGAGUCACACAGAAGCGCUACGGUAGCAACGAGACUGAUGAACCACUUCCACCUCCUGCGCCAUCUCCUCCGGCUAACGCUUACUACCCGUCCAAUGCCGCCAUGUAUCCACCUACUCUUGUGAGUUCGCGCUCGGAAGCUUCGGUACAGAGGGCUUCCAGCAACCAUGGAGGUAGAAACGCAAUGCUCUACCCCAGUGAUGAGAACAUGAGACGCCAUGUUUCCUUUCAUGAGGGAAGCGACUCAAGCAUGCCCAGUGUUGUGAGACAUGCACCCAUCCAAACUGACUACACCAGUGAAGAGGAACUGCUUGCCAGAAGAGGUGGAGACGGAGCAGGAACCAGACGUCCUUCACAGAACCAGCAGCAAGGUGAGCGAGUUCACAGAGCUCCUCUUGUAUCCAGAACUAGAAGAGCCCGCGACACGCUCAAGGAAGUGCGCAGGAAAGUCAGCGACACCGUUCGUGGCAGACGCUUCAAUUCGAUGCCCUAA
This is a messenger RNA of Aureobasidium uvarum, 1866 nucleotides long. The record is from the annotation of a GenBank genome assembly. Lineage: Eukaryota; Fungi; Ascomycota; Dothideomycetes; Dothideales; Saccotheciaceae.